Molecule: messenger RNA, 963 nt
Organism: Fusarium pseudograminearum CS3096
Lineage: Eukaryota; Fungi; Ascomycota; Sordariomycetes; Hypocreales; Nectriaceae
Exons: 2
Coding region: 1-963 (320 amino acids)
Source: RefSeq, a predicted model, not a curated record
AUGGCUUCUGUCAAGUCUAUUCUCUUUGGGCUCUUUGCCAGCACCGCAUUGGCGUUGCCCUCUGUUCCCAUGUUCACCAAGAGACAACUACGAUAUCAUGAGCUCUCCAAGCGUCAAAACGAUGCUGCCGCUGCCGCUGGCCUUGACGACCCCAGUAUCUUGCAAUUUGCCUUGACACUGGAACAUCUCGAAAGCGCCUUCUACCGUGAAUCUUUCCUCACCAUCUCCGACGCAGAAUUCGCUCCCAUUGGCCUCGAAGGUCAGACUCUCGACGACGUCAAGGCCAUUGGCAAGACCGAGGCUGCCCACGUCGUCCUUCUCCAGUCCGCUCUCACAGCUGCAGGCUUCGCCCCUGUCCAGGAGUGCAAGUACGACUUCAAGGGCGCAACCGCCGAUCCAGCUGCCAUGGUCGCCACUGCUGCUAUUCUCGAGAGCGUUGGUGUGUCAGCCUACCUCGGCGCAGCACCGCUUCUGACCUCCCCUGCCAUCCUCGGCGUUGCUGGAUCCAUUCUUACUGUCGAGGCACGACACCAGACUGCUAUCCGAGUCUUCUCCAAGGCCAUUGCUGUCCCUCAACCUCUCGAUACCCCCCUUGGUCCUCGCGCCGUCUUCUCUCUCGCUGCGCCAUUCAUCACUGAGUGCCCUGAGGGAUCCAACCUUCUGGUCGAAGCAUUCCCAGCUCUGGACAUGGCUGCAGGCCAGACAGCUGAAGCCGCAACCAUCGGAUCCAAGGUCAAGCUUGCUUCCGCAGCUUCAGCGGGUGCUACCCACUGCGGCUUCACAGCCGGAGGUCUGUCUCCUGGCGGAACCAAGUUCACACCCUUCACUGAAGGAGAGGGAUGUGAGGUUCCCCAAGGCAUUGCAGGUGUUGUCUAUGUUACCCUGACCAGUGCCGGUCCUUUGGAGGGUGUUUUGUCUGAUGAUAUCACUGUGGCUGGGCCUAUGGUGAUGACCGUCUCAUAA